Camellia sinensis is the source of this 1071-nucleotide messenger RNA. The record is from RefSeq and is a predicted model, not a curated record. Lineage: Eukaryota; Viridiplantae; Streptophyta; Magnoliopsida; Ericales; Theaceae.
AUGGAUGGAGGAGUGAGGAAGAGAUUCGUCGGAGAAGAAGGAGGGAGAGGCGAUGGCCUGCGGCGAGUGACGGCGACUAAGGUUAGGGUUAGGGUUGGUGGAGUGGUUAAAGAAGAUGAGGGUAUUUUAGAAAAUCACCCACACACUUGUGUAGACGAUGUUUAUUCACCGCCAUUCCUCAUCGUCGGAGGAGGUACCACCACCUUCACAAUCCCUCAGAUCAACCACAAUGACUCUUCUCCGCCGUCGUCAUCUUCGUCUCCAACUUCUUCACUAAUUAUAGUAAUCAUCAUCAUCGCCUCCUCUGUCAUCGUCACUGCCUCUCUCUACCUCCUCUUCCGUUUCAUCACUCAGCGCUGCAACAACCGCUCCUUCGCUGCAGUACAUGACGUCGUCUCCUCCAGAAACAACCGCGACGAUUCAAAUCGCGAUCGGUGUUUAUACGAGCAGCGGAACUCCUCCAACGAUUUGAUCAACUCUCUUCCUCUCUUCACUUUCGAUUUUGUGACCGGAAACAUCGUUAGCGGUUACUACGCUGUGUGUUUAUCGAAGUUCGAGAGGAAUGAUCAACUACGGUUCCUCCCUUUGUGUUGUUAUGCUUUCCAUACUGAUUGCAUUGACGCAUGGCUUUCGUCCAAUCAAACGUGUCCGUUGUGUAGGUCCGCUGUGUAUCCUACUAAGGAAGAUGUACGGAAUCAAAUCAUUUCGUCCACGGCUCCAGAAGAUCACAGGAACAGUUUCGGAAUUGAGAUCGGAAGUGUGAGUCGACGACGAGGUAGGUCCGAUUCCAGCGAUGGUCGAAGAUCAUACUCAAUCGGCUCGUUCGACUAUAUUGUCGACGAAGGCUACGAAGUCUCCGUAGAUUCCACACAUCGGCGAGGACUCUCUGAUUGUACUUCCGUUAGCUUGGACUCGGCCGGAGUAGCGGUGGUGGUGAACACGCCGCCAGGAGAGAAUUUAGCUUCUGAAGUCGUUGGACGAAGAUGGCUGAGAGACUACGUGGAUGGACUUACGUCGAUUUUGGUCUCGCACAUUAUCAUUUCGCAGCUCCGGCAGGUUUUUCACCGGUAG